AUGAUGGAAGUUCUGAAGAGGAUGGAAGGGAAGUGGAACUUCAAGUGUGCAGAGUUCACACAGAAGGGACAGGUGCCACCGAUCAACUCCCACUUCUACUCCCAGCAGUUCAGGGACAAUGGCAAGGAGUCUAAGCUCACGAUGAUGGCGAGUUUGCUUGCGCAUUUCCAGACAGACUUGCAGACCAAGCUGGGCCCUGACACCUACCAGAAGGUGAUGACAACAUGGAGGACAGGCUUGCUGGACUCCAAGCUCUUGCCCGAAGUCCAGGCAAUGCGUCCAGACUUCAAGCUUCCUGAUUUGGGUCUUCUGUUUCUCAAUGAGAGUGAGGAAGGCAAGCUGCCAGAAACCUUUGAGGCAGACGAGGCUGUCGAUGCAGCGUGGGAUGAGCACUGCAUGUUUUACCAGUUCCACGCAUGCAAGAUGGCCAACCUACAGCCCCUCAGCCUUGCAGCCCAGCAGCAGGUAGCAUCGAGGCAGCUCAAGGACUCAAAGGAUGUGCCAGUUCUCGGCGUCGUGAACAUGCCCAUGCUUGGCAGCACCUGCUCCACCCAUAUCGCAACUCUCACCAACCAUGUCAUUGCAGAGAUCAACACUCAGCCCAGCAGAUCCAUCUAUUUGGUGAUUCCUCCAAAUCAGGCUGAGCAUGGGAGUGCCAAGCUGACAAAGGUGGCUCGUGACAAGAAUAUCACCCAGCACCAGGAGAAGUGGAGGGCAGCUUUCGAAUCCAGCCCGACUGCUGUGAUUCACAAUGCCCGAGCAGUUUUCGGCCAGCAGAGCAUGUACUCAGACGACCGGAAGGCUCGGCCAGGUCUCGUGGAAGUGUUCCAUCGCUCCAGCAUGGCCAACUUCACAAAGCAGCACACCUCUGUCCAAGCAAGAGAUACGCAAAGGGAUCCAGACGUCGAGCGAAAGCAGUAUUUCAGUGGCCAAGCCUUCCUCACGCAGUUGCUGUCCAGAGCCUUGCAGACAAGCAGACUUGGACCCAAUAACACAGUCUUGAUCAAGGAUGAGUCAAUGUACGAUGCAGAACUUGCCCCGAGCUGCGAUGGCCAUCAACAGUAA
This is a messenger RNA of Symbiodinium sp. CCMP2592, 1065 nucleotides long. NCBI's taxonomy places the organism in Eukaryota, Dinophyceae, Suessiales, Symbiodiniaceae. The record is from the annotation of a GenBank genome assembly.